This is a messenger RNA of Cyclopterus lumpus (lumpfish), 1188 nucleotides long. RefSeq lists its product as uncharacterized. NCBI's taxonomy places the organism in Eukaryota, Metazoa, Chordata, Actinopteri, Perciformes, Cyclopteridae. The transcript is spliced from 3 exons. Bases 1 to 1188 code for a protein of 395 amino acids. The record is from RefSeq and is a predicted model, not a curated record.
AUGGACCAGGUUGGGGGAGGGAAAACCCCAGAAAAGUUGUUUUCGAGAGUUGCAGAGAGAGGAAUGAAAGCAGAAAAAUGCCAGGAUGCUCAAGUUCAGGCUGAGGGGGCUGGAUGGAGAAACACUGUUUCUCCGAUUGAAAAGAGAAGUUGUGUAUCCACAGGGAGACAGAGUGUUAAAGCUGCUCAUAAGACUGUGAGCUGUUCUUCUACACACUCCGUCCAAACUGAACCUCCAACCCCAGAGCCUGAACCCUCUGUCGCUAAAAAUGUCAAUAUCUCAUUGCAAUCCCAAAGCAUCGCAGUUGAUAAACAUUUUAGCUCCACUCCUUCCUCACAUAUUUCCUGUGUGCACAGUGGAGCGCAAAGUGAUGGAGGGUUUGCAUUCCACCAAUCCACUGGAAGAGUAACAAAUCCCACUCCAACUUCAUCCAGCAACGUGAUGGCAUUCUCUUUUUCUCUUAAUGAUGACUCAACACCUCAGGAAGACAGAGCCUACCAGCAGUCAUCUAACAUUGCGGACAGCAUACAGGUGUUGGCUAAAGAAGGGACUGGACUGAAGGUUAGAAAAACAAAUGUCAAAACAUCUAUCAAUAGGGAAAAUACAAAGCAACCAAGCAACAGAAAUGAGAUGCAAGGAGAGGAAAAAGGAAACUCGACAGAGAUACGGCAUGCACAUGCAAAUGUUGGGAUAAAGAGCCUGGCCAAGUUGAGACGGAUGCAGCAGAUGAUGGAGACGCAGACCACGCAGAUUUCUAUCAAGGUGAAGCUGAGGAGGCAGACAAAUGGAGAAGUGUGGGAGGUUGUGAGCAUGCAAAACACAGAUGAGGCGUUGUCAGUUCUUACCUCCCUGACACGGGAUGGCUCCAGCCACCAAAGGCUGCAGACAGAACUUACAAAGAGUGAGCCUCCUCCAUCCUGUGUCCAGCCAGGCCCAACUCAUAAACCAGAGACCCCGACUAUUCAACCUGCUCCCACCAACUCCCCCGCUGACUCCCAGCUUCUCUCCAGUGACUGCCUAGAUAACGGCCUUGAGUCAGUCCCGCUGCCCCAGCCUCCAGGCCCUGCGGAGGAGUGUGAUGAGCAGAUAGAGAAGCUGUUGGAGGACAUCAUGAUGGGUCUGAACAUCCUGCCAAACUUGGACAGAGACUGCAAACAGUCUUCAUUAAUUCUUCAACCAAACCAGUGA